This is a messenger RNA of Cavia porcellus (domestic guinea pig), 5334 nucleotides long. It is a transcript of the gene Entpd4, whose product is annotated as ectonucleoside triphosphate diphosphohydrolase 4. The record is from RefSeq and is a predicted model, not a curated record. Gene Ontology annotation, molecular function: GDP phosphatase activity; UDP phosphatase activity. Gene Ontology annotation, biological process: UDP catabolic process. Bases 291 to 2144 code for a protein of 617 amino acids. NCBI's taxonomy places the organism in Eukaryota, Metazoa, Chordata, Mammalia, Rodentia, Caviidae. Gene Ontology annotation, cellular component: Golgi apparatus. The transcript is spliced from 13 exons.
CACGCCACGGAAGGACUGUGACGCGGACGCUGGCGGGGCUGCGCGUAGUGAGGCUCCCGGAACGGAGCGGAGGCUCCAGGAAGCCGGGUUCUGUCAGCCGCUGCCGCCGUGUCCUCCCCGUCCGUUAUGGCGCCCGCUCGCGGCCCCCCGCUCCCGGGAGCCCCGGCCUGCGGAGCAGUUCCUGGAACAGAAGGACGGUGACUCAAGAAGGACCCCAGCACUGUUGCCGUAACUGUGUAAGGCAUACGGACCCCCCAUAGCCUUGCCUGGUCGCUGGCCUUUUUUUCAGUAUGGGGAGGAUUGGCAUCUCCUGUCUCUUUCCUGCUUCAUGGCAUUUCAGCAUCUCUCCAGUGAGCUGUCCACGAAUUCUGAAUACCAAUUUACGCCAAAUCAUUGUCAUUAGCGUCUUGGCUGCUGCUGUCUCACUUGUAUACUUCUCUGUUGUCAUAAUCCGAAAUAAGUAUGGGCGACUCUCCAGAGACAAGAAGUUUCAAAGAUACUUGGCCCGAGUGACCGACAUUGAAGCCACAGACACCAACAACCCCAAUGUGAACUACGGGAUCGUGGUGGACUGUGGGAGCAGUGGCUCUCGGGUCUUUGUCUAUUGUUGGCCGAGGCACAACGGCAACCCUCAUGAUCUGCUGGACAUCAGACAAAUGAGGGAUAAGAACCGAAAGCCCGUGGUGAUGAAAAUAAAACCAGGCAUCUCAGAAUUUGCUACCUCUCCGGAGAAAGUCAGCGAUUACAUUUCUCCACUGCUGAACUUCGCUGCAGAGCACGUGCCACGAGCAAAACACAAAGAGACACCUCUCUACAUCCUCUGCACAGCUGGCAUGAGAGUCCUUCCUAAAAGCCAGCAGAAGGCCAUCCUGGAAGACCUCCUGACUGACAUCCCUGUGCACUUUGACUUUCUGUUUUCUGACUCACACGCUGAAGUCAUUUCCGGAAAACAAGAAGGUGUGUACGCGUGGAUCGGCAUUAAUUUUGUCCUUGGACGAUUUGAGCAUAUUGAGGAGGAUGAGGAGGCCGUGGUGGAGGUGAGCCUCCCCGGCAGUGAGAACAGCAAGGCCAUCAUCCGGAAGAGGACAGCCGGCAUCCUGGACAUGGGAGGCGUGUCCACCCAGAUAGCAUAUGAAGUCCCCGAAACUGUAAGCUUUGCCUCCUUGCAGCAGGAGGAAGUAGCUAAAAACUUGUUAGCUGAAUUCAACUUGGGAUGCGAUGUCCACCGAACUGAGCAUGUAUACCGGGUCUAUGUCGCCACGUUCCUUGGGUUUGGUGGCAAUGCCGCUCGACAGAGAUAUGAAGACAGACUGUUUGCCAGCGUGUUUCAGAAGAACAGGCUGCUGGGCACACAAACCGGUCUGACUGCUGAUUCCCCGUACCUGGACCCCUGCCUGCCGCUGGACAUUAAAGAUGAGAUCCAGCAAAACGGGCAGAAGAUGUACCUGCAGGGCACUGGAGACUUCAACCUCUGCCGAGAGACUCUGCAGCCUUUGAUGAACAAAACCAAUGAGACGCAGACGUCCCUCAACGGGGUCUACCAGCCGCCCAUUCACUUCCAGAACAGCGAAUUCUAUGGCUUUUCAGAAUUCUACUAUUGCACUGAGGAUGUGCUGCGCAUGGGGGGAGACUACAACGCCAUGAAAUUUGCUAAAGCCGCGAAGGAUUACUGUGCAACAAAGUGGUUGAUCUUGCGGGAUCGCUUUGACCGAGGACUGUACGCAUCGCAUGCUGAUCUCCAUCGGCUGAAGUAUCAGUGCUUCAAAUCUGCCUGGAUGUUUGAGGUGUUCCACAGGGGCUUCUCAUUUCCUGUCAACUACAGAAACCUCAAGACCGCCUUGCAGGUGUAUGACAAGGAAGUGCAGUGGACCCUGGGGGCCAUCCUCUACCGGACCCGCUUUUUGCCCUUAAGAGACAUCCAGCAGGAGGUGUUCCGGGCCAGUCACUCCAACUGGCGGGGUGUCUCCUUCGUCUACAACCACUACCUGUUCUCCGGCUGCUUCCUGGUGGUCCUGCUCUCCAUCCUCCUCUACCUGCUGCGGCUGCGGCGCAUCCACCAGCGCAUGCUGCGGGGCGGCUCCACAGGCGCAGUGCUCUGGAUGGAGGAGGGCCUGGCCGCACAGAAGGGGCCCGGCGCUCUGUGAGCAGGCGCCACUCCUCCCACGGACGGUCUGCAGGAAAAGCCAUUUUUGCCUCAGGGUUUCUCCUCUUUAUCCUUGGUGAUUUUGUUUCUCCUCUGCCUUUUUUGUUCUUUAAAAUGAAAUCCUUACUUGAUGAGCCCUGCUGUGUAGAAGUAUUGCAUUUAGCCAUGUCUUAACAGCUUUAAUCGGAGGAGCAGCGACAAAGAGAGAUCACGGAGUUGAGCUGCAUAGCCAGAGUCUUAGGGUGUCCACCAAAACUAGUAGGAUUUGGGUCUGCUCAGAGGCACAUUAGGUUGUCAGCAGAUGCACUUCGAUGUCAGCAGAAAUGGCAAGAUGCUUUCUGUGGUGCCACCCAGCUGUGGUGCUGUGCCCCGCCCUCAGAACCAGAAAGCGGUUAGGGCUUCUGUCCUGUCUGGCCUCAGAGCUCCACCUGAAGGAGCUGAUGUCGCCUUGCUCUGUCACCCAGUGUGCUCUUUGCGAAUUUAAAAAUGGCAAAUUGUUCAAAUAGAUAAAAAUAGGAACCAGGCAGUUUAAAAGUUCACAAUGAAGGAACAUGAAAGCUGUCUCCUACUGACAAGAGCAUGGUAUGUGUGAAAGAUGCCACGGCCCGGGCCAGGACCUUGGGACUGGUUCCUGCAGACAAGCCUACCUGAUGGCACUGCCUGCACGGUGUUCCUAUUUCCUGGCCACCUGCGCUUACCUUCAUCAUCCUGUUUUGGUUUUUGUUGUUUUUGUUGUUGUUUUUCCAACAGCCUUAGAACACCUCAUUUUUUAAAAAAUUGGGAAAUUCAUGAAGUUUCACGGGCUUCAGCAGUAAGAGGACCGGGGUCGGUGUCCAUUCCGGGCACCCCGUGAUUCUUAGGAGCGAGCUCCUGCUGCUUCACUGCUGCAUUCCCCUCUAGCUUCCAGUCGGUGUCCACAGCCCCCUUGGUUAAAACUCACCCCCCGGUGUCGUUGGGGAGCCCCAGCAUUGCAUGACCAGUUCUGAAGCCUGAACUGCUGUUCUGCAGCUGUCCUUGGCACCACCAGGAAAGAGUCUGAAUUUAAUACCAAAAAAACUCACCUUUGGACAAAAACAAAUUUUUAAGCAGAAAUCUAAAAAAAGACAACCAAAUUGACAUUUUUAAGGUUUUUUUUUAUCUCUUUAGUUUGUAAAUGUGGAGAAUUUUCAUGCAUAGUUUCUUAGAAGUUCUUUUUUUAGAGCAUGUGCGUGUGGGUGUGCACACACACAUAUCAUACACUUCCUGACUCCAACACAGGUAGGUUUAUGUAGCUGGUGGCAAAUGUGUGUCUUGAGACUCACUGCCUGCUUUAUUAAGCAUCAUUGGUUAAAGAGAGCAUUCAGAUUCGGAAGCCCUGUUUAAUUUAGCAAAAUGUUAGUCCAGCUCUGCAGUUUUGGAGCAGAGUAGAAAAGAACACAGAAGAGCUCUGCCUGCAGCCUGCCCAGCAGCCCAUCUCAGUGUCCAGGAGAAGUCCCCACACAGCAUUCCAAGGCCCAUUGUACUUGGUAAGCACCGUGUUCCUCUGACAACUCCCUGAAGUGGGGCUUGCUAAGCUGUUGCAAAUCUGAAAGGCCCUUGAGAUAAGAACAUUUUUCAACCUUUAAAGGUUUAAAAUAAAUAAAAGUUGAAGAAUAGACAACAGAGACUACAUGAGGCCUAAACUGCUUACUAAAUGGUCCUUUAUGAGAAGUUUGCUGCCUGUAUGAGUCAGCUUUCCAUUACUAUAACAAGCUUACAAAGAGAAAGGGUUCAUUUUGGCUCACAGUUUCAAAGUUUCAGUCCAUGAUCAUUUGACUCCUUCAUUUUGGGCCUAAGACAAGGCAGCAGUCAUGGCUGAGCAGAACCAAUCACUUCAUGCCUGGUGCUAAAACCAAGGGCCCCGUAAUUAAUUCAGGGGCAAGCACCAAGGGCCUGAAGAUCCCACUAGACUACCCUUGAAAGGGUCUACCGUCUCCAAUAGCACUGAGCUGGGGCCUGAGGCUUGAACAUGGGCCUAUGGGAGGAGUCUAGAUCCAAACUGCAGCACUGGCGCUCGAGAACAAUCUGACCCAGGGAAGGGAAUAGACAGCCGCAUUCUCUUACUUCAGGAACCCAGUUACCAUCCGUGGGUGAGAGGAUUGACCAGGCUUCAAUCCUAAUGUAUUUACACACCAGAGUUUCACUUACCUUCCUGCUAGAUUAGUUUCAAGAUGAGUUUUCUACCAGACCAGCAAAUGUGCCUGCCCCAGUUUGUUUAAAAUAUGCUCUUCCAGGUAUCUCAUCACUUGUGCAGAAUUAUCUGCAGCCACAGUGAGUCGCAUUCCGGGGAGGGAUGGGGUGAGAUGGCAAAGGAGAAGAAUUGAGUCAUUUCAAGACUGGCAAGAAGGCAGUCAGUUCUGUUUACUCACAGAAUGCAGAGGAAACUGUACUGGCAGCUUGGUAAAACGCUUGCCAAAGACACACAUUCUGUUUAAAUCUUGGUAGCAAGAAAUGCUUAUGUUCCAUAGCUGGGUCCUGUGCUGCUGCAUUCUAAAGGCAUGGUCCAUAUAGGGCCAUCACAGUAAAAGACAAGUGUGGGUUUGCACCCAUGGCUUUUUUGCACAUUUCCCCUAAGCUGCUCAGCAUAGGCAGUGCUCUACAGCUCAGGGGUCAGGUGACAGAUGCUUGUGACCCGAGGCCAGUGUUGUAGGCGCUGCCGGCCACCAUUCCGCCCCGCCUGUGUGUUGUAUCAUGAUGCACUCUUGAUGAGCAGGUACUCAGAUUCUACAUACAGGCCCACCCGAGGUAGCUGUCCUUGUCAGGAGCGUGUAUCCCAUAGCAAGAAACUUAGGCAAAUGUGUUCUGCAAGCUUUAAAAAAAAAAAUCAGCUUUAGAGUUUCAUGUGGUAAUGUGCAAUGCACCAAAACUACCUUCCGUAAGUUAUUUAUUUCAUUGUUUUGUUUUUAUGUUGAAUUUUCCUUUCAAUAGAUUAGGUGAGUGACCUAAAACUUAGUCCUGCUACUGAAAUUGUAUUUUGCAGUUACAAAUCAAGAAAACUAAGGGAGCAAUUAUAUAUAUAUAUAUAUAUAUUUUUGUUGUUGUUGUUGUUCGUUUGUUUCUCCAAUGUUUUUCAUUUAAAAUAAGAAUAAUUGUCACUUCUGCAUCUGGCAGCCUCAUGUUGCUCACUUGCACAGCGGUCUGGAGAAUCAAUAAAAUUAAAGUUCACACAGCGA